Caenorhabditis elegans is the source of this 901-nucleotide messenger RNA. It is a transcript of the gene Y55F3BR.11, whose product is annotated as Ground-like domain-containing protein. The coding region runs from base 507 to 884 and encodes 125 amino acids. Lineage: Eukaryota; Metazoa; Nematoda; Chromadorea; Rhabditida; Rhabditidae. The record is from RefSeq and is marked reviewed. The transcript is spliced from 3 exons.
AAAAAAGUUAGGCCACCAAUUUUUAAAUGCAAAACUUGGGGUUUAUGAUAAAAUUUUCACGUGAAAUUCAAAUAUUCUGGUAAUUUUUCGCAUUUUCUCGCAUUUGUCAACAAAAAAAUCCUAGGCCACCUAAACAAAAAGUUAGGCCACAAAUUUUUUUGCUGCACAAUUUGGGUUUUUGAUGAAAUUUUUACGAAAAAUUCGAAUUUUCAGUCAACUUUUCAAAAAAAAAACUACAUUUUUGGUAAUUUUCAUCACAAAAAAUCGGGGUUUUCGGAAACAUGCACAGUAACAUCCCAAUUUUUCAGAAAAUAUCAAUUUUUUCCAGAUUUUUUCGCCGGAUUCUCAACGAAGCGCGUUUGCAUUCUCCCCGAUUUUCGAAAAAUCGUCACCAUGUUCCUUAUCACUUAUCAGAAGAAAAUGAAUAAUUAAAAUGUUUCUUAUCGGGGUGUCUAAUUGACUCUUCGAGCACCUGACACAGUGUCACCAGAUGCACCUGCCGGAAAAUGCGCCGAUUUUUGCUUCUGUUCCACGUAUUUUUUGCGUUUUCACACAGUUUUCCUGUUAGAAAUGAUGAUCGUGGAGUUUUGCCGAAUAUCGACGCUCUAUUCUGUACAAAUAAGGAUUUAAGACAAGUAGUCUUCAAUGCAUUGCAAAAUAUUACAAAUCCAAAGGCAAUCGCCGUUGAUCAAGUUCAGGCAGCUAUUCAAACCGCCCUAAUCCCGAAUUUCGCGUCUUCCGGUGGCACAUGGCUUGUCAGUGCCACGUCAUAUCAUCGUGUAAAUGGAUAUGUGGAUGAUCGGGCGACGAGUAUGGACACGUUUUGUGCUGUUAAUGAUAUUAACUUGAGUAUGUAUAUUGUAAUUAUGAAAAUCGAUAAAUGAAUUUAGAUUCUAAAAAA